AUGGAUUUUGUGCUUGGAGUGGCGGUCAUUGUGCUGCCACCGCAGCACCAGGUCCCCCUGGCGCUUGCAACAGCGGCCGUCAAGGGUCUGCAGGGCCUGAGGCGACGGCGCAAGCUGCGGCGGGCGGCCAGCAGCGCCGGCGUGCUCGGGGCUGGCGCCAGCAACGAGGUCCUGCUGGAGUGGCGAGACGUGACAUGCGUGCUCAAGGACAAAAAGACGGGGGCGGAGCGCCUGCUGCUGCACGGCGUGUCUGGCAGCGCGGCGCCGGGGCGCCUCACCGCCAUCAUGGGGCCCUCCGGCUCCGGCAAGACCACGCUGCUGGGGGCGCUGGCCGGGCAGAUGCCGUACAGCAGCAGCAUCCGGCUGCAGGGGCACGUCACCGCCAACGGCGUGCCGCUGCACGCCUCCCGCCUGCGUGUGGGCUUUGUGCAGCAGGACGACCUGUUCUACCCGCAGGCAGGCGCUGGGUGGCGGCAGGGAUGGGGUGGGCUGCGGGGCCAGCAAGGCGGCGGCAGCUGCGGGGCGGGGCGCAGGGGCGGGGCUGCAGGCCCGCCGGCCCUGACGGUGAGGGAGACGCUGCUGAUGGCGGCGGAGCUGCGCAUGAGCCGCGACACGAGCGGCGAGGAGAGGGAGGCGUAUGUGGAUGCAGUCAUCGCCCGCCUGGGGCUGGCCAAGGCCGCCAACACGCCGGUGGGGGACGCCAAAACGCGCGGGUUGAGCGGCGGUGAGAAGAAGCGGCUGAGCAUCGCUGUGGAGCUCAUCAGCCGCCCCAUGAUGGUCUGUUUGGAUGAGCCCACCAGCGGCUUGGAUGCCUUUGGAGCCCAGCAGGUGAUGAGCACCCUGAAGGACCUGUGCAGCGACGGUCACACCGUGCUGGUGUCCAUCCACCAGCCCCGCAGCAGCGUGUUUGCCAUGUUUGACGAGCUCAUCCUCAUGGCAGGCAAGGCUGUGCACGCGCGGGUGUGCACGAGCGCGUGCGCAAAGGGCGAGCUGGUGUACAGCGGCCCCGCCGCCAGCGUGCUGCCCUACUUUGCGGAGCAGGGCCACACCUGCCCGGAGCACUUCAACCCCGCGGAGUGGCUGGCCGACCUGGUUGCCGUAGACCACUCCAGCACAGAGGCGGAGGCAGCCAGCCGCGAGCGCCUGCAGCAGCUGGCCGCCGCGUGGCGCAAGGUGGACGCUGAGGCGGGCGAGGGCGGCGGCGGCGGCGGCGAUGGCGCUGCGGCCGCCGCCGCUGCCGGCGCCGUGGUGGCGGCCCCCGCCAGCCCCGCCUGCGGCCUGCGCACGCAGGUGUCCCUGCUGUUCAGGCGCAGCCUGCGUCAGGUGCUGCGCGACCGUGCCACCAACAUUGGGCGCGCCUCCAGCCAGGCCUCCUCCGCCCUCGUCUUUGCCGCCAUCUACUGGCGCAUGAGGCGCAGCCAGAGCAGCAUCCAGGACCGCAUGGGCCUGCUCCAGGUGUCGGCGGUGGGCACCGCCAUGAGCAGCCUCAUCAAGACGCUCAACGUCUUCCCACGGGAGAAGACGCUGGUUGGGCGGGAGCGGGCGCGCGCCGGCUACGGCGUGCUGCCCUACCUGCUCAGCAAGCUGGCCGCGGAGCUGCCCGUGGGCGCCCUCUUCCCCGCCCUCUUUGCCUGCCUGGUCUACCCCGCCACCGGCCUCAACCCCAGGCCCAACCGCUUUGCCUCCUUCCUGGCGGUGCUGACCCUGGAGGCGAUGUCGGCGCAGGCGCUGGGGCUGGCCGUGGGCGCCGCGGCGCCGUCCACCGAGGCGGCGCUGGCCAUCGGUCCCGCCGUCAUCCUCGUCAGCAUCGUGUUUGGGGGCCUGUUUGUGAACGAGAGCAACGUGCCGGGCCCGCUCAAGUGGCUGCCCUCCGCCUCGCUCAUCAAGCAGGCGUUCGAGGGAUCAUGCGUGAACGAGUUCAGGGGCGCGGAGUUUGAGCUGGAUGAGCGGGGCCAUGGGACGGCCACGGGGGACGAGGUGCUGGAGCGGCUGUCGUUUGGGGACAGCAGCCUGCGCCGCACGCUGGCCAGCCAGGGCAGGAUCAUGCUGACGUAUUACUGGCUGACGUAUUGCAUCCUGGUUAGGAAGCAGCCCAAGUACCAGCCACUGAUGAUGCCCUGA
Chlorella variabilis is the source of this 2121-nucleotide messenger RNA. RefSeq lists its product as hypothetical. The transcript is spliced from 14 exons. Gene Ontology annotation, molecular function: ABC-type transporter activity; ATP binding; ATP hydrolysis activity. Gene Ontology annotation, cellular component: membrane. NCBI's taxonomy places the organism in Eukaryota, Viridiplantae, Chlorophyta, Trebouxiophyceae, Chlorellales, Chlorellaceae. The coding region runs from base 1 to 2121 and encodes 706 amino acids. The record is from RefSeq and is a predicted model, not a curated record.